Molecule: messenger RNA, 323 nt
Organism: Mytilinidion resinicola
Lineage: Eukaryota; Fungi; Ascomycota; Dothideomycetes; Mytilinidiales; Mytilinidiaceae
Exons: 1
Source: RefSeq, a predicted model, not a curated record
GCAUGCACUGGCAGCUGGGCGAGCAAGAAAUGAGCGCGCCAACGCCGCCGUCUUCCCGCUCCAUCCUUCUGCUACUGGUAUACCUUCACCUCCUAGCGGCCGUCCCGCAACGCCGCAAACACAAAGCCCAGCACCCUGGCAACAUCAUCAGCCGCAACCGCAUCCGCCUCAUCACCAGCACUCCGAUACCGGGCCCGCGCCCCGCUCACGCCGUAACAGCUCUUUCAGUCGCUCUAACGGCUCAAGAUCACGAUCCAGCCUGCCACCACAACUAGGUCCGCAACUACCAACCCUGCAGCCAGUGUGGCAGCUGGUGAAAAGUG